Molecule: messenger RNA, 719 nt
Organism: Soboliphyme baturini
Lineage: Eukaryota; Metazoa; Nematoda; Enoplea; Dioctophymatida; Soboliphymatidae
Source: the annotation of a GenBank genome assembly
AUGCAGAAGACAUCGGACAUCGUUACCGUCUUUGGUUUUGGUGCAACUUGGCCUGUUCUGGAUAAUCACCAUCUCUUGGGUAUGUGCUACGUUCACAUGCGUCAGGCAUCGUCGUUUGCGCGCAUCAAACGCGGAGAGAUGGAGCCUUUGGCGCAGUUUCAGCUUUAUAAGUGGGGAACGAUUGCACAGUGUUUCAGUCUUGUUCUUCUGACGCCGAUAACAGGUCUCGUGUUCCUCAUCAGCAUAGUAUGGUUUCUGGACAGCCUAUGCGAAGAGAAUGUGAUGGGCUUACGAAAAUUGGAACUAUUACUUGGCGCUCAGGACUGGAAAGAUGCGUCCGAAAACGUUCAGAUUGUGCACGUAAGGGCAGUUAUCAUUAAGCAGGGCGGUUUCUCUGGCAUGGCCGCAAAUGACCUGUCUCUCAUUGAAAUCCGAGAGCGGGUAGUUCUCACUAAGUCGGUUAAACCAGCGCAGAUACCUGGACCGGAAGACUUGCAAGUGCUUUCUCCGGGUGUUCGCUUCAAAGUAUUUGGAGUAGAAAAUCAGACAAGUAGCCGUCCUGUAAGAAGCGUAGAAGUAGUAGUAAAGGAAUUUUGUACAUUGCAAAAGUUCGAACUAGAGAUCGGCAGGGAUAAAAUUUGUGCUGUAGAGCUGUCAAGGUUACAGCAAGUAACCCAGGUAAGAUCAGCUGGACAGAGUGUUCAUGAUUUUCGUUAGGA